This is a messenger RNA of Bacidia gigantensis, 804 nucleotides long. RefSeq lists its product as uncharacterized. The coding region runs from base 1 to 804 and encodes 267 amino acids. The transcript has 2 exons. Lineage: Eukaryota; Fungi; Ascomycota; Lecanoromycetes; Lecanorales; Ramalinaceae. The record is from RefSeq and is a predicted model, not a curated record.
AUGAAUGGCCUAGCUAUUGAUCAGCUACCACCAGAGCUAUGGCUUCAAAUCAUAGAAGACCGACUACACAAUGAGCCCGAUGAGUUCAAGGCCUUACACAACCUAAGGAUGACAAGGAGAUGCUGCGACACCGCUCGCGAGCUCCUCGAGGACCGACUGCAGCAAACCCACUUUGGGAAGAUCGAGCAAGUAAUCGCAACAUCAACUGAAGAUCGACGCUCACGCGACUCGAAUCUGAAGAGAUUCUUGAACAGCAUAAGCCGCCUGCCACGAGAAUUCCAGUCCUCUGCCAUCUUCAGAUUUGCGCCAACCGAGUUCCGCACCUUCCAGCUUGCGCGGACCAGGAAUAAGACAAGCAAAAAAGUGAAAGACCUAGACGCGAAAUCAGGGCGAAAUCGGCUCGUUAACAUGCAAGCAAAUUUCCACAACGAAGGGCAAGUUUGGAUGGUAGACAAUACUGAAGCACAACUGCUUCUGGACUUAGUCGGCAAGUGCUACCAUCUGAAGAUAGAGUACAAUGACAGCGGCGAUGUCGCUGUUGUUCGGAAGGAGCUGUAUGAUGAGUCGACGGUUGAGGAGAGGAAGCUAGAGCGGCUUCAAGCCCCUAUGGGAAUUCUGUCUGAGUGGAUGGUGGAGACUUCAAAUAAGAAACGUACACAACGAUGGGUCGUGAAUUUCUUCACGAAAUGUGCGAAAGCUGUGAGCGCACUCUUCACGACAUCUGGGAGGGUCGCGAGCACCUUCUUCAUGUAUUGUGGGAGGUUUAUCACCGUGUCGCCAUUUCGGGAUUCUCCUAGCCAUUAG